UUGGCUGCGCACGGCGUUGUUGUUUCGGGUUGUGCUAACGUGACAGUAGCUUAUGCGGUUAAGUUCCAUGUAACAGCGAGUUGUUUUUAUGCGAGGUACUUGACAGAAAGUGAUUGAUGAUGGCACUUUGGUUUACUGAUUUGCGACAGUAGGUUUUCUGCUGACAAGCACUUGUCCGAAGGCCUGUAAAAUGAACUGGAGUCGUACUUUUUCCACCACCUUCUGGAUUGUUUACUAGGCACGUCUGUUAACUAACAUAAAGUCGUUUGCAGUUUGAGUUGUUUGUUGAACCUUCUUUGAGUAAAUUCCCCAUUUGGUUUUCUGAAUGGUUCUACUUGUCUGUGUACUUAAAUGGAGUGUACAGCAACUUUCUCUGAUUUAGUUCUCCCAUUUGUAUAAGCGUACGCUUUCUUACUUGGAAGUGUGUGACUGAAGUGAGGAGGAGUGAGUGGGAAUCAUACCUUUCAGCUGUCACACAUCAUGAGGUUGAGACCUGUAUUCAUUGGAGGCGCAAGAAGGAAAGCUUCAUGAAGUUUAAGGCAGUGCAUAUGACAGAAUGACAGAAUGGAGUGUGCAACCAUGUACUGUCUUCCUGAUAGUAUUCUCUAUCAAAUAUUCUUGAACUUAAGUUAUGAGGAGGUGCUUGUGGUGUCACAGGUGUGUCGUCGGUGGUAUGCAGUGUCACGUGACGAAUUUCUCUGGAAAGAACUUUUCUACCAGUACUACAGAAUAGACAGAUGUAUACCAAGGCAUCCAGCUGCAGUGUCUUGGUAUGAAGAAUUUAAAAGGCUCUACGAUACAAUCCCUUGUGUUGAAGUGCAAACCUUGAAGGACCACCAGGAUCAAGUGCUGCACCUCAGCUUCUCACACACAGGAUACCUUUUUGCGUCUUGCUCCAAGGACUGUACAGUUAAGAUCUGGAACAAUGACUUGGUUAUCUCACUGCUGCACAGCUGCAAUAUGAAGCCUUACAGCUGGCGCUACACCCAGUUCUCCCAGUUUAACUCUGAUGAUACACUCCUCCUCGUGUCUGGAGUGUUUGGGCUUCAGAGCUCCUCGGGCGAGAUUGCUGUUAUAAGUCUAGAUGAUUUUUCACUGCUGUCACGGGUAAGGAAUAAACCUUAUGAUGUGUUUGGCUGCUGGCUGGAUGACACCCAUCUGAUAUCUGGCAAUUUGCACUGGAUUGGAAGCAUGACUUCUUGCUCUGUACUGUGGCUGAAUCGAGCCUUCCAGGAUAUUGAAUCAGAAGAUGUUAAUGUGGUAAAACGCCUGUUUAAACUUCAGAAUCUUAAUGCCAGCACCAUUAGGACAGUGAUGGUAGCAGACUGCAACCAGCACAACAACCCACAUCUUCUUCUGGACUAUGAAUCACAGCUAGCCUCUUCUGCAUCUACUUGUCGUAUCUUUGACCUUGGCAGUGACAGUGAGGAUGAAGACUUGAGAAUGUGUAAAGAAAUUACAGAAUUUGCUCGGGAAGAUGUAGCAGAUGAUGUGAAGCCAUUGGAAUGGAAGACUAAUGAAGAGAUGGAAAUGGAGAAUGAGCCACAACAGCUUUUGAAUGGUUUUCUCGAUGACAGUCUGCAGCCUGCUAUGACUGAACCACAGCUAGAAGCAACGACAGCUAAAUUGUUAGUUAAAAGCUGGUCUAAAGUGGAUUCAGACGAAAUUCCUACCUCUGAGAUUGUAGAAGGACAGAAGUACUUAAUUUUCACCACAGGAUGCCUUACAUAUUCCCCACAUCAGAUAGGUAUCAAGAGGAUUUUGCCUCAUCAGAUGACAACCUUAGGGCCAGUGCUUGGGGAGGAAAGGACAUCUACUGAAUUUUUUGAUCGUUUGGAUCAUACAAUUGAUGUUCAUGGACACAUCAUUGGAAUGGGUCUGUCUCCUGAUCACAGAUACUUGUAUGUGAAUAGUCGAGCUUGGCCCAAGAACUGUCUCAUAACAGAUCCCCUGCAUCCUCCUCCUAUUGCUGAAGAAAUUGACCUUCAUGUGUUUGAUCUGAAAACAAUGUGUGAGGUGAAAAGGACUCUUCGUGCUCACAAAGCAUAUACACCUAACGAUGAGUGCUUCUUCAUCUUCCUUGAUGUUAGCAGGGAUUUUGUCGCCAGUGGUGCUGAAGAUCGCCAUGGUUACAUCUGGGACCGCCACUACAACAUAUGCUUGGCCAAGCUGCAGCAUGGUGAUGUGGUGAACUCUGUUUGUUUUAGUCCUGUUGACCAGGAGUUACUGCUAACUGCUAGUGAUGACCGCACUAUCAAAGUCUGGAGGUCACCGCGAGUUCUCAGGAUAAUGCACUCCAAGAGACCACCCAAACCUAGGAAACUGAUGUUUUCCUGGUAUCUGAACCAAAACAGUUAAAUCUUCUGUUACAGUUUUAUCCCAGGACUGUCUUUUACUUAUGACAUUUUUACUUUGCUCACUUCUUCACGGUGUGUUUCAAAAAUGCAUGAAACCACAGCAAAUUAUAGAUUUUUGUCAGCAGAAAAAUACAACGAAAGCAGCAGCUUGACUUCAUUGUAGUUCUCAUUAUUUGGACUGUGCAACAUGUUAGGAUAGUUGGAAUAUCCCGUGUGCACUAAUGUAACGGAAAUGCAUUAGACAAUUGGAUGGGUGAGAAGUAUAUAUAAAGCUAGGUUUAAUAAACAUGUCCAUUAACAGAUGACCAGGACUUGGUCUUCCUGGAAAUGCGCAGGUCCACAAGAGAGAGAGUGGCAGACAUGCAUGAACACUACCAACUAUUUUUCUCUUAUGCAGUACAGUUCACUGGUAAUGUAUUUUUGCCAUUGGAAACAAUAACCUCCUGAAUGUAGGCAAUCGUUUGAUUUAAUUUUGUGUUACUGUAGCAUUUGGCAUUGAGUCUGGUGGACUGUACUUUUUCACAAUGGAUAAAAGUGUGAGUCAUACUGAAAGCAAAGUACAUGAUCUGUCCUAUUUCCAAAUAACAAAAUAAUGUAAUUUACUCUUGAGGCAUUUACUUCUAGAUGUAUAUAUUUUCUCAUUCUUUUUCCAUCCGAGUUACUAAGAAAAUGUCCACUACGUAUCACAAGAAAGAUUUUGCACUCAGAUCACUCUUCAAGAUUUUAGCAUUUGAAGAAGCUGCAUAGCUGCGCUUCAUUAAUCCUUUGACCUAUCUCUUGGUAUAGACAGCUUAAUUCUAAAUGGCAGGUUUCGUGGGUCUGGAAUUGAAUUUAUUGAUUGGUUUAUAGGUUCUCCUGUACAGGUCUCAACUUAAUUUCUCUGUAUAGAAUCUAUAGCUUCUGUUGUUGGAAUAAAAAUUUCCUUGUACAGUGA
Protopterus annectens (West African lungfish) is the source of this 3291-nucleotide messenger RNA. RefSeq names its product F-box and WD repeat domain containing 5 (gene FBXW5). Gene Ontology annotation, biological process: protein ubiquitination. The record is from RefSeq and is a predicted model, not a curated record. Gene Ontology annotation, cellular component: SCF ubiquitin ligase complex; Cul4-RING E3 ubiquitin ligase complex. NCBI's taxonomy places the organism in Eukaryota, Metazoa, Chordata, Ceratodontiformes, Protopteridae. Gene Ontology annotation, molecular function: protein binding. Bases 565 to 2358 code for a protein of 597 amino acids. The transcript is spliced from 10 exons.